UGGGCUCCUACCAAUCGUGCCUGCUUCGAUCUCAAAUCGGAUGUCGACCGUUUGGACUCGCUGGACCGUCGGGCCGCGGGCGUUGCUCGGUGCUCCUCACCUAGCCCCCGAUCGAGAGGUGGAGGUGCCGGCAGCCGCCCGCGCUGCCUGGGAGGCGAUGGGCGGCGGCGAGCUCGAGGAGAGCCUCCUGUCAAGCCAAGUCGUGCUGGUAGACGCGGCCUGGCUCAUUGGCCUCUCUUCGAGCGGCGGCAAACUGCCUCCGCGGCAGGCCCUGCCGCCAGAGGCGGUGCUCUCGCCGAGCGAAGCGGUCGCGGCCUGCCGGUCUGGCUGGCCCGACUGCUUGCCUGUGGUGUGUGUCUCGCACGCCUGGCUCUCUGCAGAGCACCCCGACCCUCGCGGCAGCACGCUCGCCUCGCUCGCCGGCGCUCUCCAGCCGCUUGUGGAGCGGCGAGGCCGCCACGGCGUGCUGCUCGACUACUGCUCGAUCCACCAGCGCUGCCGCGACGCAGCCGGCGCCGCCACCAGCGCAUGCUUUGCGCCGGAUCACGCAGCCGGCGUGGUCGGCCUGUACGCCUCCGAGGAGGCGCUGCGCAGGGCGGCGGAGCGAGCUGAGCUCGUGUGGCUCUCUCACCCGCACACGCAAGUCGCGCUGCUCGCGCCUCCGCCGCCGCCGUCCGCGUCGCGCCAGCAGCAGCUCCGGCAGCAGCAGGGGCAGCAGCAGCAGGGGCAGCAGGGGCAGGGGCAGCAGGGGCAGGGGCAGGGGCAGGGGCAGGGGCAGGGGCAGGGGCAGGGGCAGCAGGGGCAGCGUGGGCAGCUCUCUUCGGCCGCCUCUCUCGCGGUGGAGGAGGCGCUCGCCACCCUCGUCAAGGGGGGCACGCGCGUCCACUACCUAUGCCAACCUGCCGGGACCGAGCCUCCUUGCGCCACAGAGACUGUUCUGCCAGAGGCGAGGUGCGGCGGGAGCCCGGCCGAGGUGCCGCCUCGGCCCCCGCACUCCUCCUCCUCCUCGGCUCUCGCCGGCGCGUCGCCCACGUUCGGCCGCUCUCCGGCUCCUCUCCGCCGCCCUCCGCUCCAGCCAGCAGACCUCGCGCGCGCGCCACGAGGUCAAGAGCCUGCUGCCGCCGCCGCCUACCGCAGCGUGUACGGCGCGCGGCUGGCGGCGGUCGAGGAGCAGACAUACGCGCGGCUCGGCUGGGGCUGCGCAGAGGCGGCGGCUCUGGCGGCCGCCCUCCGCUCAGGCUGCAUGCGAAACCUGCGCAGCGUCAGCUGCUUGGACAACGCAAUCGGGAACGACGGGGCCGCCGCACUCGCCGCCGCUCUGCCCUCGCUGCCGGCGCUGCAGGCGCUCGACUUGCGACGGAACGCCGUCGGCGACGCAGGGGCCAGCGCCCUCGCUGCGGCUUUGCCAGCGGCCAGAGAGUUGAGGCAGCUCUUUCUCGGGGGCAACGCGGUGGCCGACGCCGGGGCAGCCGCCCUCGCCGCGGCGCUUCCUCGCUGCUCGACCGCACUCAAGGAGAUCGACCUCCUCGGCGUCUGUCCGGCGGCGCGCCGGCGUGGCGUGGGUGUUGGGCCGGCGGCCGAGGCGGCUCUGCGCGCAGCCUGCAACGCGCGCCGGGUGCGUGUCUACCUCCGCCACGUCGACGUCACGCGCUGCUCGUACGAGGAGCCGCCGCCCGCCGUUCCGCGCAAGGCGAGGCCGGUGAUGACGGUGCCGUCCUUCUUCCGAAGAGGGCAGAACGUCCGCACCUAGCGGGUCUUCGUUGUGUUGGAGCCUUCCUCGAAGUGUAUUAAAGUAGUGACACUACACACAGGUCACAGCAGUCAGCAGACAGCACACUCUCUCUCUCUGUAAGAUCGCACGGGCGGGGACCCCUGUUCCU
Messenger RNA from Emiliania huxleyi CCMP1516, 1880 nucleotides. RefSeq lists its product as hypothetical. The transcript is spliced from 11 exons. Gene Ontology annotation, cellular component: perinuclear region of cytoplasm; cytosol; nucleus. NCBI's taxonomy places the organism in Eukaryota, Haptophyta, Isochrysidales, Noelaerhabdaceae. The record is from RefSeq and is a predicted model, not a curated record. Gene Ontology annotation, biological process: nucleocytoplasmic transport; activation of GTPase activity. Gene Ontology annotation, molecular function: small GTPase binding; GTPase activator activity. Bases 41 to 1750 code for a protein of 569 amino acids.